GCGUCCUCCAGCGGCGGCAGCGGCGCUCGCAGCGCCCGGACUUGCAGUGCUGUGCUCCGCCCCGUCGGACCGCGGGGGCUGUCACCUUCUUCCCACCUCGGCCUCCUUUUCCUGACGCCCUUAGCAGCCUCCAGUCCCGGUCGUCCGCAGAGGCCUCAGCAGCAGGAUGGAACUGGAGUGAGGCGGAGGGGCGAGCACUGCUGACCAGACGUGGGACGCUGGUGGUUCGCGGGUCACUGAGGCUGGACAACGUUCAUGGCUCUCGGGUAGAACCCAGUGAAACGGCCAGAAUGAAUUCUAUGGACAGGCACAUCCAACAGACCAAUGACCGACUACAGUGCAUCAAGCAGCACUUACAGAACCCUGCCAACUUCCACAAUGCCGCCACGGAGCUGCUGGACUGGUGUGGAGACCCUCGAGCCUUCCAGCGGCCCUUCGAGCAGAGCCUGAUGGGCUGUUUGACGGUGGUCAGUCGGGUGGCAGCUCAGCAAGGGUUUGACCUGGACCUCGGUUACAGACUGCUGGCAGUGUGUGCUGCGAACCGAGACAAGUUCACUCCCAAGUCUGCGGCCCUGCUGUCCUCCUGGUGUGAGGAGCUCGGCCGUCUCCUGCUCCUUCGGCAUCAGAAGAGCCGCCAGAGCGACCCCCCCGGGAAACUCCCCAUGCAGCCCCCCCUCAACUCCAUGAGCUCCAUGAAACCCACUCUGUCGCACAGGGGCCCUGGCCUCCCUCUGAACUGCAACCAGCUAUGGAGAAGAGGAGAGAAGUGGUUCCUAGCAGGCAGUCCCCAAAUGCCAGGGACCCCUGACCUGGGCUGACCUCAUCUGCAGGUCAGAUAGUACUUGCCGGAGGAAGGAAGGGCCUCAGG
Messenger RNA from Leptonychotes weddellii (Weddell seal), 868 nucleotides. NCBI's taxonomy places the organism in Eukaryota, Metazoa, Chordata, Mammalia, Carnivora, Phocidae. The record is from RefSeq and is a predicted model, not a curated record.